This is a messenger RNA of Aspergillus ruber CBS 135680, 3411 nucleotides long. RefSeq names its product putative ARF GTPase activator (Csx2). Gene Ontology annotation, molecular function: GTPase activator activity; protein binding. NCBI's taxonomy places the organism in Eukaryota, Fungi, Ascomycota, Eurotiomycetes, Eurotiales, Aspergillaceae. Gene Ontology annotation, cellular component: trans-Golgi network; cytoplasm; endosome. The coding region runs from base 1 to 3411 and encodes 1136 amino acids. The record is from RefSeq and is a predicted model, not a curated record. The transcript is spliced from 5 exons. Gene Ontology annotation, biological process: intra-Golgi vesicle-mediated transport.
AUGGGGAAUGUUGGAAGUCGUCUGGAUGAUACGGGGACUUUGUUCUUCAAGGAUCAGUCUAGAUUUACCGUUUCGCAUGUUUCGGUCAUCAAUUCGAAGAAUCGGAUUCUGUUGAACCUCGCCCCAAAUGCGUUCCCCGCCACGAGAUACACAGCAAAACGUGAUCUUGGCGAUGACAGCCCAAUUGAAUAUGUACAGGACCCUGACCCCCCUCCAUCCGCCCAGGUGCCCAACUUCAUAUUGCGCCUAAACAACGAAGAUGAGCUACAAUUCAACUUCACCUUUAUCAUGAGACAGACUCAGACCGGCAAUGCUGCGAAUUCCACUGUCAACGGGGUCUCGACAUCUCUACCAGAAGUAACCGACACCGUCCUCACAGGCCUGACGUUCGCGCAUGCGUCGAAUUCCAAGGAACUUGAUAACCUGAUCACUAGAGAGUUCCAUGCAAACCCCAACUUGCAGAAUAACUCGAACGUGCAACUUGUGGGGGACUAUUCUACCGGAGGCAGCCCGUCGGUUCAGUUCGAGUGGUCGUGGAAAUGGAAACCUCCAAAAACGGUUGAAGACAGAGGCGGUGGUUGGCGCAAUAGUUGCAGCUUCCUCGACUAUGACUCGCGGGCGAAUCGCCUGAACACAUUGGCGCAUUUUUCGUUCUGGGUGCAGAACAAUGUCCGCUUACUCCCAAGUCCACAGCUCUUGUCGCCUAACCUUGAUCUUCAUUUUCCAAUUCGCAAUCGCAUGCCGUCGUCCCAUUCAGUUCGUUCACAUGGCAGUGAUGCAGACACAACAGCCAGCACUCAUAUGCCUUUGCGCGCUCCAUCUGAGAACGGCGAUACUAAUGCUAAUAGUAAUGCUAAUAACAACAGCAACACCAAUAAUAAUACUAAUAAUGAUUACCCCCCGCAUCCUCAAGUUCCGCCUCCGCCGCCUCCUGUGAAACUCGACCUUCCAACUUCACGACUUGGUGAGGAUAUGAGUGCCGUUGACGACGGGCCGCUGUUCCGCGCCACAAUGAAAGCGUUGGAACAGAAGACGGGCAACAUGCGGACCAAGAUAAAGAAAGUUCUCAAGAAAGCCGAGGCGGCUCAGCAAGCCCAAAUUGCCUGCAACGAAGCUGUUUCGGGUUUCUUGGGCGCACUGAAUGAGGCCUCCACAUCCAAUGCGAACGCGAUCCAACCUGCUCUCGACCAUUAUUAUGAAAAGAGCGCUCGGCAGAUCCUCAGAUACGAGCAAGUCAAUACGAUCCAGUUGCAAAAGCUGGUCAUUGAGCCUUUGGUUAAACUAUACAACAACGACAUCAAGCAAGCGGAGGCGAAGAAGAAAGAAUUCGAAGAAGAAAGCAGGGACUACUAUGCCUACGUCAGUCGCUAUCUCGGACAGCGACAGGAUUCGCUGAAAGAGAAGAAACGUGUCGAGAGUGAUUCCAAAUACCAAGCCAAGCGGCGUAACUUUGAGCUGAAGAGAUUCGAUUACUCUUCGUUCAUGCAAGACCUGCAUGGUGGUCGUAAAGAACAAGAGGUCCUUUCGCAUCUCACCAAGUACGCAGACACCCAGGCGAAGAAUUUCCUUGCAGCAGCCCACAAAGUCGAGGUCAUGGUUCCUCAACUGGAUGCCCUAGUUCAUGAGGUCACCCAGGCCGACAAGGAGUUUCAGUUUCUUAGGACAGAAAGGGAAGAAAAAAGGAGGGCUCUGGAGAAAAAUAGCAACACGUAUCUCGAGCCGGAGUCGUUUCCGAAUCAGGGCGCCCCAGCAACGUUAUCGGCAACAACAAAUGGGGCUCAAACACAGAAUACGGAAACUGAGCUUGGUCGCGCGGAUAGCACGGGAUCUCAAGUCCGCAACGUGAUCAGCAACACUUCCACCAUGUCGUCACAAACCAACCAGACAGUACUGGGUACGUCUGGAGGAGCAUCCAUUUCUCCUACCGAUGCAAGUGGUCAACAUCGAAAGGAGGGUCUUCUUUGGGCUCUGUCCCGACCUGGAUCUCACAUUGAUCCUAAGGGUAUCAACAAACAAGCAUGGCAUAAGUUCUGGAUUGUUUUGGAUCAAGGGAAACUUUCCGAAUACAGUAAUUGGAAGCAGAAAUUGGACCUGCACAUGGACCCCAUCGAUCUUCGGAUGGCUUCCGUGCGGGAGGCACGGAAUGCCGAACGGCGAUUCUGUUUUGAAGUGAUUACUCCUCAAUACAAGCGUAUCUACCAGGCAACAUCGGAGGAGGAUAUGGCCAAUUGGAUCCGGGCCAUCAACAAUGCCCUGCAAAGCGCUGUCGAGGGCCGUGUCGUACCACCUCAAUCAGCGGUUUCGUCCAAGAAUGACGGCACCGGCCGCGACAUCGGUUCCGUUUUUACUGGGAAAAGCUCGUCAUAUUCGGGCCAUCAUUCGAACUCUACGGGAUCAAAUACCGUGAAUCGCCGGACGACUGUCGGAGCACGGCCCGGCUACGUCCGUACUGAUAGCAACAGUUAUGACGAGGAUCCAGCAAAGUUGCUUCAAGCCGUCCGCAAUGCGGACCAGGGAAACAAUUGGUGCGCCGAUUGUGGGUCAAAUUCAAAAGUCGAGUGGGUAUCGAUCAAUCUGGGAAUCAUCCUGUGUAUUGAGUGCAGUGGUAUUCACCGGUCUUUGGGAACGCAUAUCUCGAAAAUUCGGUCUCUAACGCUGGACGUCCAUUCGUUUUCAAACGACAUUGUCGAGAUCCUCCUUCAGGUUGGCAACCGGGUCAGCAACAUGGUCUGGGAGGCCAUGUUGGAUCAGUCGCUGAAGCCGAGUGCCAGCUCGACUCGUGAACAGCGCCUGAAGUUUAUUAGCGCCAAAUAUAGUGAGCGGACCUAUGUGCAACAGCUGCCAUCCCCACGUUCCCGGUUCACGACACCGGAUGAGUCACUUUUGGCCUCGAUUAAAAAGCAUGAUAUCCAGGGCGUGCUCUAUGGCAUUGCUCUGCGUGCCAAUGUCAACGUGACGGACCGCUCCCGCAAUACCCACGCAGUAUUUCUCGCUCUGGCCGCGGCCGAUCCCGCAUCUCCUGGCUCGACGCCGACAAGCAGUGCAUCUUCGCGGCCCAGUACGGCCACUUCAAUUAAGGCAAUUCCGUUUCCCGUUGCGGAAAUACUCGUCCAGAAUGGAGCCGAAAUUCCAUUACAGCCUCCACCAAUCCCAUUAUCACCAGCAGCGCAACUAUACCUUAGCCAGCGAACUAGUCGAAUGCCUCCACCGAUCGGUGUGGGCGCCGGUAGGACGACUGCUGAUACGCUGGGAACCCUCCCGACAAUUCGGAAUGAUUACCCAGGGUCAUCGUCACAUACACCGAGCAGUUCUCUCGAUAAUUCCAGCAGGGACCGGGAGAAAUUGCAUAAACGAGGGAGCGCUGGUGCACGGUUUGCCGGCAAAGUAGCUUCGCUCGGAAUCGACCGAUGA